Elaeis guineensis (African oil palm) is the source of this 1724-nucleotide messenger RNA. Its product is annotated as S-adenosylmethionine synthase. Gene Ontology annotation, biological process: S-adenosylmethionine biosynthetic process. NCBI's taxonomy places the organism in Eukaryota, Viridiplantae, Streptophyta, Magnoliopsida, Arecales, Arecaceae. Gene Ontology annotation, molecular function: methionine adenosyltransferase activity; ATP binding. The record is from RefSeq and is a predicted model, not a curated record.
UUCUGGGGUUCGAACACCUCACCAGCGUCUAUAAGUAGCGGUUGAAGGCCGCUAGAAAGCGGCCGUGAAGGGGCGUAGUCGAUACUUUGUGUCCCAAGGAUCCAGCGAGAGAGAGAGGAGGGGGGGGUAGCGUAGGGUUUUUUGUCACACCCAGGUAAAAUGGAGGACACCUUCCUUUUCACCUCUGAGUCUGUCAACGAGGGGCAUCCUGACAAGCUUUGUGACCAGAUCUCUGAUGCUGUGCUUGAUGCUUGCCUCGCCCAGGACCCAGACAGCAAGGUUGCCUGUGAGACCUGCACCAAGACCAACAUGGUCAUGGUCUUUGGUGAGAUUACCACCAAGGCCAAUGUUGACUAUGAAAAGAUUGUUCGUGACACCUGCCGGGCAAUUGGAUUCACCUCGGAUGAUGUUGGUCUUGAUGCUGAUGGCUGCAAGGUGCUUGUCAACAUUGAACAGCAGUCCCCUGACAUUGCCCAGGGUGUUCAUGGCCACUUCACGAAGCGCCCUGAGGAGAUUGGUGCUGGUGACCAGGGACACAUGUUUGGUUAUGCAACUGACGAGACCCCUGAGUUCAUGCCUCUCAGCCAUGUUCUGGCCACCAAGCUUGGUGCCCGCCUCACCGAGGUGCGGAAGAAUGGAACCUGCUCCUGGCUGAGGCCUGAUGGGAAGACCCAGGUGACCGUCGAGUACCGCAACGACAAUGGUGCCAUGGUUCCUGUCCGUGUCCACACUGUUCUCAUCUCCACCCAGCAUGAUGAGACUGUUACCAAUGAUGAGAUAGCUGCCGACCUCCAGGAGCAUGUCAUCAAGCCUGUCAUUCCUGAGCAGUUCCUCGAUGAGAAGACCAUCUUCCACCUAAACCCAUCUGGCCGAUUUGUGAUUGGUGGACCUCAUGGUGAUGCUGGGCUUACUGGCCGCAAGAUUAUCAUUGACACCUAUGGUGGCUGGGGAGCCCAUGGUGGUGGUGCCUUCUCAGGCAAGGACCCGACCAAGGUCGACCGCAGUGGUGCCUACAUUGUGAGGCAGGCGGCUAAGAGCAUUGUGGCCAAUGGGCUUGCCCGGCGUGCCCUUGUUCAGGUCUCCUAUGCCAUUGGUGUGCCAGAGCCUCUCUCCAUCUUUGUUGACACCUACGGUACUGGAAAGAUCCCUGAGAAGGAGAUCCUGAAGAUUGUCAAGGAGAACUUUGACUUCAGGCCUGGAAUGAUCACCCUUAACCUUGACCUGAAGAGGGGUGGCAGUGGCAGAUUCCUCAAGACGGCAGCUUAUGGACAUUUUGGCAGGGAUGACCCAGACUUCACUUGGGAGGUGGUCAAGCCCCUCAAGUGGGAGAAACCAGCUGCCUAGACCCAGCAAUCUUAAUCUUAUCUGGGUAGUCAUAAUAACUACUAAGAAUUGUUGCUGCUGCUGCUCUCUAUUUCUCUCUCUGUGCUACCUGUUUAUUACCCUUUUUUUUUUUGGGGUUGUGUUGCUCUUUUAUUCUUCAUCUUUUGUUCUUUCAAUAUAAUUUGGUCUUCGUCAUAAGUGGUGUUGAAGAGAAGGUUGAUUUGUGUGGUCUAAACCGUUGGGAUGCGUGGAAGAAGGCAAAAAUGAGCUCCUGGAGGUCAUUUGCUUUCUUAGGGCCAGCACUACGGUUCUAUAAAUGGAAAGAACUUCUGAUAUUCCCCUGGGAAAUUAAUCUGCCUUUGUGUUUUCAAGUUGAAUAAUUUCAUUUGAACAUUCAGGUA